GAGGGAACAACAACCAUUGAACACCGCUGGCGAGUAUGGAGUGGAAAGUACCAAAACCUAUACCACAUCCGUUAGGACCCUUAGGCAAGCACACCACAAACCUUGCACCGCCGCCACCUGAGGUGUCAGCCCGUCUACCGCCGCCGUCGGCCAAUUACCGUAAGAGAAAAGGAUAUACAGCACAAAAAAGGGACCACCGUACCUCCCCUGCAACCGAGGUCAAGAGACCCGCCUAUGAAGAGAACAUGGAAGUUCCGACCAGACGACCGCCUGCCCAGCGUACCGUGGGGACCAUGGGCCCAGAUGUCUUCCUCGAAAUCCGUCCGGGUAUGUGUUGGCGCUGUGGACAAGGACAGCAUAACAGGACGGAAUGUACCGGUAGGGCAGUAUUAUUUUGCAGUAGGUGCGGACGCCUGGAAACUCUAUCUAAAAAUUGCCCCUGCCACUCAGACCGUCGACAACAUCCAACCGUACCGACCAAACCCCAGGGAAGAAACCAUACGAAAAUUGUCCGACCAGCUGAACCGCAAUCAACGACCGACGAACCGCCACUUACGUUGGAGAGACUGGGAGGCCGUUUGCCAACGAGCGAAGAGCUAGCACUCCGCCCCUGCCAUCGUCGUGGACCCAAAGUGGAAUCCUGUAAAGAAAAGACCGACUAA
Coccinella septempunctata (seven-spotted ladybird) is the source of this 662-nucleotide messenger RNA. RefSeq lists its product as uncharacterized. NCBI's taxonomy places the organism in Eukaryota, Metazoa, Arthropoda, Insecta, Coleoptera, Coccinellidae. The record is from RefSeq and is a predicted model, not a curated record. The transcript is spliced from 2 exons. Bases 36 to 662 code for a protein of 208 amino acids. Gene Ontology annotation, molecular function: zinc ion binding; nucleic acid binding.